CGCCUGCGCGGAGCGGGCGACUCGUACUGGACGGUAGGAUUCAAAGGAGUGGCGCGCUCGAGGGUGAGCGUGGAGGUCGGCGGUCGGCUCGGCGUCUCUCAGCAUGAACCCUAUCCAGAGUUUCCACUGUAAGCUGCGGGGUCUGGCCGCCGUGCUGGACGGCGAGACGGCCCGGCUGCUGCGAGCGCUGGACGGCGAGGACGGCGACUUGGAAGAUUCGCCAAUGAGAAUUUUAUAUGACCUUCACUCAGAAGUUCAGACUCUAAAGGAUGAUGUUAACACUCUUCUUGGUGAAGCAAGAUUGGAAAGUCAAGAAAGCACACGUUUCAUAAAGGCAACAAAAGUACUGAUGAAAAAAAAUUCAGCAGACAUCAUGAAACUGAGAGAGUUUUUCCAGAAGUAUGGCUAUCAAGCACGUGACAAGGAAGAGUCAGUAUGUGAGCACAAAGUCAGUGCCUCGGCCUCAGAGUUGGCUGUGUGUGAAGACGUUCAGAAGCCUGCUCUGGAGGACGAGCCGUCUGAUCCAUGUGUUCCGAGCACUUCUGUCUCUGAAAAGCCCCUACGCAGCCCACAGCUUUCAGACUUUGGACUGGAGCGGUACAUAGUCUCCCGAGUCCCACCAAACCCUCCCCAGACAGCUGACAGCCUUAAAGAAGAAUGCAUGUCUGAAACCCCUCCUGCCAAAGAAUCUUCUGUCACAGUGCUAAAGACUCCCCGGUGUGCUCUGAAGAUGGAUGAUUUUGAGUGUGUAACUCCUAAAUUAGAACACUUUGGUAUAUCUGAAUACACUAUGUGUUUAAAUGAAGAUUAUACCAUGGGACUUAGAAAUAUGAAGAACAUAAAAAGUUCCCCUCUGAAUAGUGCCAGUGGAGAGGCCGUAGGGACAGGGCCUGUGACCAGUGAGAAUUCUUUAGCCAUUCCUGGUUCCAUAAUCGAGCAGCUGGAAAAAACUGAUGCUGAAUACACAAAUUCACCAUUGCCACCUAAAUUCUGCACUCCUGGUUUGAAAAUUCCGUCUACAGUGGACAGUGGAGCUUUGGUAUAUAAAAAUUAUCCAAAACCAAAUAGUUCAUCAAGUGAUUUGGAAGUUAAAGAGUGUGAUCCAUUAAUUUUAAAUUCAGAUGAAUGCUAUGAGAAUUUUGCAGACCCCCCUUCUACAAUUACUUCUUGUGAAAAUAUCAGAACACCUUCUCCUCCAGAAGUCACUGCAAUUCCAGAAGAUAUUCUCCAGAUGUUAACAAAGCACAACUCAAACCUAGCUACUCCAUUGGAGGUUAAAGCAAUGCCAUCCAGGAAAGGCUUCCUCAAGUACGGGGGGCAGAGCAUCCGAGGUGCUGCCAACAAGGAAAACUGGUGACGCUACUGCAGAACGUGCCUGUGUUACUACCCGAGGCAUUUGAAAACUAGGGAAUUCUAGUGUGGAUACAUCCAAUAAAGAAGCUGGACAGCAACGGGGAAAGCAAGCUGGACUUAAGUUUUCUCGAAUCUUCUAUUAGAAAUUUUAGCUGGUUAACACAGAGACCAGUGAGAUGGAAGGAGGGCUCACAGCUGU
This is a messenger RNA of Peromyscus eremicus (cactus mouse), 1552 nucleotides long. It is a transcript of the gene Ska3, whose product is annotated as spindle and kinetochore associated complex subunit 3. Gene Ontology annotation, biological process: mitotic cell cycle; chromosome segregation. Gene Ontology annotation, cellular component: outer kinetochore; spindle microtubule. The transcript has 9 exons. The record is from RefSeq and is a predicted model, not a curated record. The coding region runs from base 104 to 1357 and encodes 417 amino acids. Lineage: Eukaryota; Metazoa; Chordata; Mammalia; Rodentia; Cricetidae.